Messenger RNA from Octopus sinensis (East Asian common octopus), 2067 nucleotides. RefSeq names its product BTB/POZ domain-containing protein KCTD9. The transcript has 12 exons. Gene Ontology annotation, biological process: protein homooligomerization; intracellular signal transduction. Gene Ontology annotation, molecular function: protein binding. The coding region runs from base 342 to 1571 and encodes 409 amino acids. The record is from RefSeq and is a predicted model, not a curated record. Lineage: Eukaryota; Metazoa; Mollusca; Cephalopoda; Octopoda; Octopodidae.
AGCAAGGUGAGGAGCGACCUUCAGCUGGCCGAGCCUGGAACUCUUCAUGUCUUCCUUUCUUUAUAAACCAUCAAACACAACACACAUAUUUAUGUAUAAAGAUAUAUAUAUAUUUAAAUAGAUGUAAUUGGUAUAGUAAUGGACUUCUAUAGAAAGAGGAAGUAUUUAAAAUGAAGUAAAAGACACAAAUCCACGCAGAGGAAUACAAUAGAUAUACACACAUGUUUACUGUGAAAAUAUGUUAGAGACAGAAGCGGAGCAAAAAAUCGAAAAGAGACACAAACUGACAAUGUUCAAUUAUUCAUCGACGUUUCAAUGAUAAAACAAACUGGUGUAGAAACAUGAAAAGGAUCAUCAUAUUUCUGAAUGGAUCAAGUACGGACGGAAAGGUGAUUGGUUUGGGGAAGAGCUUGGAUGAGAUCCUCCUGGAAGCUGGCAGGAAGUUGGGUAUAACAGCCCGAUCACUCUACACUCCACAAGGAGGCCUCAUUGAUGACAUAAAGUUAAUCAGAGAUGAUGAUGUUCUUUACGUGUCUGAUGGUGAACCAUUUAAGCCUUAUCUCAGUACCCGUACAUCACAUCAUGCCAGCGUCUCAGUUGCACCGACUGUGGCUGCUAAAGAGAAACAACGAACAAAGUUGGUGCCUGCUGACCGAAAUGAAUGGCUUACAUUGAACAUUGGUGGCAAGUUGUUCUCGACAACACGGAGUACCUUGACGCGCCAAGAGCCUGCCAGUAUGCUGGCUCGAAUGUUCUCUGACCAAUCAGAAGUUCCAUGGAACAGCUCUGUUGAUGCGAACGGGGCUUACCUCAUCGAUCGUAGUCCCACCUAUUUUGAACCAAUUCUCAACUACUUACGGCAUGGACAACUCAUCUUGGAUAAAAAUGUCAAUCCAGAAGGUGUAUUAGAAGAGGCUCGAUUUUUUGGUCUGGAUUAUCUGGUUGGAUUAUUGGAAGAAAUUAUCGAGCGUGAAGCCCCUGCUGAUGAUUCGACCCCAAUCAAUCGACGUGAGUUUGUAUUAAGGUUAAUGUCUACAUCAGCAAGGUCUGAACUACGAUGCCAGGGCCUCAACUUCCAGUCGGCAAACCUGUCGAAACUCGAUCUACGGUCGGUAAAUUUCAAGUAUGCAAUCCUUAGAAAGGCUAACCUAUCUGGAGCCAACCUAUCAUUUUGUAACUUUGAAAGGUCUGACCUUUCUGGAGCCAUCUUAGAUUGUGCCAACUUACAAGGAAUCAAAAUGGUUUGUGCCAAUCUGGAAGGUUCCAGCUUGUGUAGUUGCAACUUUGAAGACCCUGCUGGUCACCAAGCUAAUAUGGAAGGUGCCCAGAUGAAGAAUGUCAUCUUGGAAGGCAGCCAUAUGGCCAGCGUCAAUUUACGGGUGGCAACAUUGAAGAAUGCAAAUUUAAAGAACUGUGACCUACGGGGUGCUGUGCUGGCUGGUGCUGAUCUUGAGAACUGUGACCUUUCAGGCUCCGAUUUGCAGGAUGCAAACCUGCGCGGAGCCAACCUGACUGGUGCCACAUUCAAGUUAAUGCUGAAUGCACUUCAUAUGUCGCAGACGUUGCGCUGACACGUGCAUGCCCCUUCUCUGGUGCCAGCUGGAGAAGGGGCGAGGGCUGCAGUGGUGCCGUCCGAACAUGAAAAUUAACGAGCAAUGAUUCUGUGUACAGAACAAACGAACAAGGACAGGAAACAAAGAAUGGUGGAAAAAAAAGCCAGAAUGUUCCGUCGAAAUAGAACCAAAACACAAAAACCAAAUGAAGGAUUUAAAUUAUAUUUAGACUGAAGAAGCAUAUCAACACAACUGUAACAUUCCCUCAACUCUUAUGUUUGAUCCAAAACGUGUCCAAUAAGCGGCACCAAUCUUGCUCUUGGGCAACAAUUGCUGUUUCUUCAUUGUCUCUCCCUCAGCUUCCAUUAGGACAUGCCUUUCCUUUACCCACCGACCACUACCACUCAGGAGCCAGGAUGUAUCGACCCUUAUUUUCUCAUUAUUAUUGAUUCCACAUUUAUCUUGGAGAUGGAACGAGGGUGGGGAUAUAACAUUAAAAUAGCUGAUCUAUUUA